Messenger RNA from Didymodactylos carnosus, 1053 nucleotides. Lineage: Eukaryota; Metazoa; Rotifera; Eurotatoria; Philodinida; Philodinidae. The record is from the annotation of a GenBank genome assembly.
AUGUCCGGUCGUACACCAUCAUUCAUUCUGGUCGGAUUAAUCAUUAUUCUGUUUUUACUUGGAAUGUAUUAUAUGUCGUGUUCAUCGAAAAAUAAUGAACUUCGAAUUAAUUUAGAAGAAUUUGAAGAACGUCUUCGAACGUUAACAAUGAAAAAUGGAGAUUAUGAACGUAAAAUUGAAAAUAUAAACAUUCGUAAACGUGAAAUAGAAGAAGAAAAAGCGGCGCUUCAACGUCAAUUGGAAAAGAAAGAUAUUGAAACUAACGAUUUAAAUACGCGUUUGAAUCAAAAAACAGCCGAAUUACAUAGUUUAACAUCCGAGAAACAAAUAUUAGAUAAUAAAUUGAGAGACUAUAAAACUUUAAAUGAAAGUUUAUCAUCGAAGGAGACUUUCAUUAAACAACUGACAGAUCAAUUAGACGAAUAUAAACGUACAAAGGAUAGUUUGGAUGGUGAAUUAGCAAAAUUACGCCAUGAAGUAGAGGAAUAUAAAAAACAAAAAGGUACAAAUAACGAACAACAACAGCCAGUUGGACAAGUUCAAGCUGACAAUCAACAAACACUGCAACGAAAUUCAACAAUUCGAGGACAACCACCUCUAGUUUCACAUCAGCAACAUUUAUCAAAUGAUACUGCAAAAGAAAAUAAUAAUUCGAUUCUAGCGGGUCCAUUGGCUGAAAAACUUAGAAAUUUAACAAAACGUAUCUUACCCUCAGCGGAUAACAGCGAUAGAAACAAUAGAACUGAUCAGCAAGUGAAUAAUUCUAAUAAUAAUAAUAAUCCUCAAAAUGUUCUGCCACCUCCUUUGGCAAAUCCAGCUCAACAAGCCGAACGAGUAGGUCAUAUUGAAUCACAACAAUUACCUCCCCAUCUGUCCAGUCAAAAUAUAUCACAACAACAACAAGAAACUCAAAAUCAAAUUUCUAACCGUAAAGAUAAUCGAUUACGGGAUUCCUUUCAAAAACCUCAUCCAUUUGAUUUUCCUAUUUCAGUAAUUAUGGUUAGUUAUAAAAAAUAUCUGUUUGUACCUUUCGUAGAUAAUUUGAUUGUUUAA